AUGGAGACCCAGAAAGACCGAAAUAAUCCGAAUACUCCGGAAUCCAUCUUUGAAGAAGCAAAGGAGAUGAUAUGGAACAAAAUGCACAAAAUAAACCCAGAAGGAAGCGGGAGCGAGCUCUUCAACGUAUACGCCCUAUUCAAUGACCUGCAGGAAAACUCCCGGAGGCUUUUCAGGCUCUCAAACAACCGCGAGAUGUUCACAGCGCAGCUAAUCUGCAUAAUGAAGGACCAUCUUAAGUUCGACCAGAAAGAUCUUCCAACAGAAGAAGAUAAUUAUAUUCUAAGAUUUUUCCUGGCAAUUCUUUUCAUGGAUAUACAAGCCAUAGGAGGAACUCUGUUUUCAGCCUUCCAAAGGGAAAUAUCUGACUUCUGCAUUUUCAAGGCGAUCGACUCUGUCUACAAAGACUUGGAGGAAGCCCAGAAGGAAGCAAUCCUCCUGGCUAUUUCCCAGAGGGAUCACCACUCCAGAUUCCGCACGAUGUUAUUUCCCCGUGCAAAGUCUCCCGUGAAAUUUGACAGUGAAUGGCUUUUGAAGACUUUAUCCAAAGCCCAGUCAAGUCAUUCCAGAGAUAUCCCUCCAAGGCUGGGAAUGGCUAAGAUUGUCACAAACCCAGGGAAGAUCUACACCCAGGAGGAAGUGGAUGCGUUCAUAUCUUGGCUGGAAAGAGUUGAAAUUCAAGAGACUGAGAAAAAACUCAGGAAAGCAUGCAAGAAGAUAGCGAGAAUCCACAGAAAGAUCACGAACAUGCACAGUUUAAGCAGUGCCUGCAAAGAGGAGCAGCAUCAUGAAAUGACUCCAAGCACAUUCGUAGUAUUUCUAUCCCGGCUGAAACUGGUUAAAGACGUCUCCCUGCGCAAAAGAUUCAGGGAAGAGUGGGCGAAAUGCGAGGAGGAAGGGAGUUUUUUGCUUACUAACCUCGUGGAUAUGCUCUGGCUUCGUGCUGUGAAGAGAUUCCUCCCCAUGAUAAACCUCCCGGGAGAGUUCGAGCCUUCCUACAGGGAGGGAGUAAACCCAAAGAAAAGCCUCCGAGGGGUAGGACAAGAGAGUAUGGAAAGUAUCGGGGAAAUUCCUCCUGAUAACGUAUACGACUUGAUGGAUAGUCUUGUCUUGGGGGCUUUAAACAUGGUUGGGGAUCAGCCGUUGGAUUCUUUUUUCAAGUGCAAAGAUGCAGAAGAGAGGACGAUAUACCUCGUAAAUGGGGUGAGAGACUUUAGUGAGGACUCAGAGCUGAUCUCUAAAUUUAAGGCGUACAUUACUUCUCACAGCCAGAAUAACUCCGACAUACUCCAUGAGAAUACGGAAAUAAUCUCCAGCUGCCUCUCAAAGCUGGGUCUAAAUCACCUGGAAAGUUUUAAGCCCUUCCUGUACGAGGCAGUGAAUCCCAUCAAUGCAAGCACCAAUGAGAUGUUCAACAGGUUAUGGGCCUCCCUUAAGAUAGGUCCCUGCCUGAAGUACAAAAGUAUCCCAGAGAGUUCCAUCCUGAAAGCUUUCAUUAGAAGUACUCAGACAGAAACAGAAAAAGAGAAAAUACAUAGUAGUAUAAGUAUCCAAACGGAAACAGAAAAUGAAGAAGAAAAAAAUAAAGAGAAAGCUUUCAUUAGAAGUACUCAGACAGUAAUAGAGGAAGAAAAAGAGAAAAUACAUAGUAGUAUAAGUAUCCCAACUGAAACAGAGGAAGAAAAUAAAGAGAAAUCUCUCAGUAGUAUAAGUAUCCAAACAGAAACAGAAAAUGAAAAAGAAGAGAAAGCUCUUAAUAGUAUAACUAUCCAAACAGAAACAGAAAAUGAAGAAGAAAAAAAAGCUCUUAAUAGUAUAACUAUCCAAACGGAAACAGAAGAAGAAAAAGAGAAAGCUCUUAAUAGUAUAACUAUCCAGACGGAAAUAGAAGAAGAAAAUGAAGAAAAAGAGAAAGCUCUUAAUAGUAUAAGUAUCCAAACGGAAACAGAAAAUGAAGAAGAAAAUGAAGAAAAAGAGAAAGCUCUUAAUAGUAUAACUAUCCAGCCGGAGGAAGAGAACAUUGAAUUCGGGUUAUCCCAGAGUGAAUUUACUAUUAUAAAUACUCAGACGGAGGAACAGAAAGAGGAUGAAAAGAUGCAGUAUAAUAAGACAUUUACUAGCACACACUCCCAAGUAGAAGCCGAGAACUUUCCAAUCCCAGAGUUUUCCCCACCCCAAAACAGCCUUCUCUUUGCAUCGGGCCAGAAUAACUCACUGAAUCCCGCAGGCAGAAUGAAUACCACCAGCACAUUCUACUGGGAUGGCUUUUUUCUGGGCCUGUUCGGCAUAUCCAUGGGCAUUUUAUCGAUUGUCGUAUAUGCGACAUAUCACCGUGCGACAUCUACAGAGCGUAUUUAA
Messenger RNA from Nematocida major, 2358 nucleotides. RefSeq lists its product as uncharacterized. NCBI's taxonomy places the organism in Eukaryota, Fungi, Microsporidia. The record is from RefSeq and is a predicted model, not a curated record. The transcript has a single exon. The coding region runs from base 1 to 2358 and encodes 785 amino acids.